GACUGACAGUUCCCUCGCUCACCUCUAAGCCACCUGCUUUCAGAGAAAUAAGGUAUAUGUUGAAACAGUUGGUGUGAGUGAUUUAAUAAUAUUAUGAAGGUAUUGCAUAGCCAGUUAAAACCAAUGGCUGUAGACGUUUAUUCAUAAUUUACACGCUAAUUAGACGAAUGUUGGAUUGUGUGGGCGGAUGGGUGCGACACAGCGGAGAUUGAAGUCAGCUGUUGUUUACAAAUAUGUGAGACGUCGCGCGUGCCGAGGAAAAUGAGUUUGUUCUUGACGAUUACUUUUAGUUAGACUUCUUGUAGUUAUGUUAUUGUGAAUAGCUGUAAAGCAGCAUAGCAAGGAGAGAGAGGCACAGGAUUAUCACACGGGAUAAACUGAAGUAGGCUAAAGGCAAAACCACCAAGCAACCGGAUCGGUCUGCAACAGCGUGGUGUGCAACUGACAAAUUGUUCAAGCUUUGCCGGUAGAAGUCAGCAAGUCUUCGAAUUAUUUAAUUUACCACUGGGAACUCACCAAGAUGAAGUCUGUUCUCAUGGUUGCAGAGAAACCAUCUUUAGCCCAGUCGUUGGCUGAGAUACUGAGCAACAAGAAGUGCAGUACCAGGAAAGGUUUCAAUGGUGCUUGCAGCAUCCAUGAAUGGACUGGUUCUUUUGUCAAUCAGCCGGUUCGUUUCAAGAUGACAUCAGUUUGUGGUCAUGUGAUGUCACUAGAUUUUCCAGGGAAGUUUAACAAUUGGGACAGAGUUGAUCCAGCAGAACUGUUUAAGUGUCCAACAGAGAAGAAAGAAGCAACUCCUAAACUAAAGAUGCCUGAUUUCUUAAGUAAAGAAGCUCGGGGAUGUGAUUACUUAGUACUCUGGCUUGAUUGUGAUAAAGAAGGAGAAAACAUUUGUUUUGAAGUAAUCUCUUGUGUUGAACACUCAAUGAACAGACCAUCAUACAGAGAACAGGUGAGAUUUUGGUUGGGGGCACUUUACAUUGGAGAAUACUUUAUCUACAAAAAUAUUUCAAAUAUGUUUGUAGGUAAAUUCAAAAUGGCUGAAAUUUGUCAUUUUUUUUUUUUUUUUUCAAAACAAACAUUACCACAUAUAAUAACCCACAAUCAUGGUUCAAGAUUCAUUGACCAUUAAUGUUGGAAAUUAAAG
Molecule: messenger RNA, 1147 nt
Organism: Macrobrachium nipponense
Lineage: Eukaryota; Metazoa; Arthropoda; Malacostraca; Decapoda; Palaemonidae
Product: DNA topoisomerase 3-beta-1-like
Exons: 3
Coding region: 521-1132 (203 amino acids)
Biological process (GO): DNA topological change
Cellular component (GO): nucleus
Molecular function (GO): DNA topoisomerase type I (single strand cut, ATP-independent) activity; DNA binding
Source: RefSeq, a predicted model, not a curated record